Molecule: messenger RNA, 2470 nt
Organism: Striga asiatica
Lineage: Eukaryota; Viridiplantae; Streptophyta; Magnoliopsida; Lamiales; Orobanchaceae
Source: the annotation of a GenBank genome assembly
GAAAUAUUUGUUACAAAUAAUUCCAAUAAAAAAGACCACCGACGAUCACCACCCAACUCUUCUCUUUCACCACACACACUAUAUGCGUGUGAACUGUGAUCUGCUCACAUGUAGUGCCAUUUUCGAACACUUAUGAAUGAAAACACCUACCAAAAUUAUAAAACAAUGCACAUUAAUGUAGUUAUGUAGAGUGAGGUGGUGUAGCAGAGCAAAAGUGGAUAAAACCAUUGUUGCUUUCAUGUCAAGUGACCUAAAAAGCACCCAAAUUUAAAGGGGAGCAAAAGCAUAUUUCUUGCUUGUUCAUUUGAGUGCAUCUACUUUUUUGUUGAAAAAGUAGCUGUGAGCCUGUGAAUUAUAUACUCUCACAAAAAGAAAAGAUUUUGAGAGAUGGGCUCUGCGAAUGUUUGCGAGAUGUGGAAAAGCGACGCACCAGAUCUGUGAAGAAGAUAAGGCAAGAUUUGUGUUCUUUUUUUUUGCUGUUUUUUGGGUAAGCUAUUCCUUUUUCUUAAUUAAUUGUAGCGUUUUAAUUUAUUUAUUUUUUUCUUAUUUUUCCUGCAACUCUGUGUGUGUGCGCGCGCUUCCUUUUGCUUAUUGAUGUUCAAUCUGAGAUUUACAUUCUCGAGAAAAAUUAUUGAUUUAAAUUAGUUCUUGGGGAAGAGAUGCUUAGAGAUGAACAUGGGUUUUAGCUAAACUCAGUUAGUUUGUGUUUGGUACAAUGUUUACUAGGCUUGCAUUGCAUGAAGCAUUUAUUAUUGUUGUUGUUGUGUGAUAUGGGUUUGCUUAUUGAGAUUUUCUUGAACAUUAUAUGCAGAUUUUGUGUGAUUCUAAUUGUAAAAAUUGGGUUUUUGAUAUUAAAGGCUAGCCUGGUUUGCCUGAAAUGAAGCAGUGAAUUGUUCUGACUAUAGAAUACCAGCUUGGAUUCGACAGAUUAUACCUCAAGCAGAUGCUUAGCAAGUUUGUAUUUCAAUUUCACUUGUUUAAUUCUAAAUUCACCAUUUGAUAUUCUUAUCAUUCAUUUUUGGCCGAAAUUGAAAUGGAAGUUCUUGAAAAUUAUAGACUUUGUAAUAUUUCCAUCCCUGGCAUUUUCAGUUGUAUCUUUCAAUUGCUUGUUUAGAUUUACGCUACAUUGGUGUGUUCCCGCUGUUAAAAUCCCACACUUCAUUCAUAUCUCUGAUGCAAAGAAAAAAUCAGAAAUUUAGAGUUGCAAUACCAAAUGUUCAAUAAGUUCAUGGAUAGAGAGAGAUUGCCCACAACGUUUAUACGAAAAUUGAAAUGAAAUAUGGUAUUUCAUGCUUACUAUGGUAUUUUGUGAAGUUAUGUGUAUCCUGUACAGUGUUCUGCUUGAUGUUUUCCUAAAAAUUUGCACACAGCAUGUAUAUGUUUUUGUUUUACACGUCACAAAUGGAUCUAAAUCUAUAUCAUCGGCUAUUUCAAUUAUUGCAAACCUAAUAAGUUAAAUCGACAUCAAUGGAUUAAUUGCAGCCACUGAAAAACCGAUCUUCGAAUGGAAACUUCCGGACCCGACGCUGACCGCAUAAGCUCAAAUGACUAUGCGGCAUUGGGAUUAAAGGACUCGAGAAAGGACAAUAUAGGAAAUCCUCGUAUCUUGUCACUUCUUGGAAUGUUACUGGAAAAAUCUGUUCAGAAAAAUGAAAGAUUAUUCGAGACUUCGCAAAUUAAGGAUGCCAUUACCAUUUUUCAUGGUUCGAGAGCACCUGCUAUUAGCAUUCAACUGUAUAUCGAUCGUAUUUUCAAGUAUUCUUGCUGCAGCCCAUCUUGCUUUCUCAUUGCACACAUAUAUAUGGAGAGAUUUAUUCAGCGCACGAAUUUUUUCCUGACUUCUCUCAAUAUUCAUCGGCUUUUAGUAACCAGUGUGAUGGUGGCUGCAAAAUUCAUGGAUGACUCCUUCUUCAACAAUGCAUAUUAUGCAAGAGUCGGAGGUGUGAGCACUUCAGAAAUGAACAAACUCGAAAAGAAGUUUUUGUUUUCGCUUGAUUUUCGACUUUAUGUCAACGUGAACACUUUUGGAAAAUAUUGCUCUGUUUUCAAAAGGGAAGGCUCGAGUGGUCGAAUCGAGCGCCCAAUCAAGUCGUGUGGAGUGGAAGAGAGUUGGACGAAUAAAGACGACCCGGCUCAUGGUCAGUCGACAGCUAGAUAACCGAAAAAAUGUGUUGAUAAAGAGAAAAGUGAGCGAUUUUUUUUUUUUUAAUGAUUUUCCUUGGUACAUUACAAGAGGAGAUUGAAUGUGACUAUGUGAGAAUCAUGAGAAUGGGCUGUGAAGAAUUGUAAGGGUUCCCUUGUUUGUUGUAGUAAGAAUGUGUUUGGGAUUUAAGAAUCAUGAAAAUUGUUAGUGCUGAACUUUUUAAGGCUUACCUUGUUUGUUGUAGUAAAGGAAAUGUGUAGAUUUUCUUCAGUUCUUGAGUUUCUAUUGAGUGGUGGUGUUGGUUUUGAUGAGGCAUAUAAAGCUUGG